Molecule: messenger RNA, 2491 nt
Organism: Bemisia tabaci
Lineage: Eukaryota; Metazoa; Arthropoda; Insecta; Hemiptera; Aleyrodidae
Source: RefSeq, a predicted model, not a curated record
CGCAAUAUUAAAUGAGAAUCAAGCUGACUCUAAUUAUUUCCACAAUUGACAUUCAAUUUAAUGAAGUAAACAUCACUUUCAGUGGGAAAAUACAACAAACAGUGAAGUUUUGACCAGAUGAAUUUCGGUGUAAGUGACAUUAUUUUAAAAAGUCCACAAUGAUUCUCGAUUUAUAAUAUGCAGUAUUUCUUUUAGCGGUUCUGCCGAUGCUCGUGCCCCUGUGCUGCAAUUCCGAUCUUCUUUACUUUUGGAUAUACAAUGCGCCAUGUUUGCGGGAGUGCGUGGUUUUCACGCAAUUAUUGGAUUGCUCGAGGAACGAUAAGCCAAUUUAUCCAUGUGAAUAAACGAACUAGAGUGCGCGAAAACGUGUUCAUUCAAGUGUUCCAAUAAAAACUCGAAAUGUGCGGAGAGUUAUUGAAUGGUGAAUCAAGCUUUGAAUGCUGCAUUUAAAUUGAAUUUUUGGUAUUUUUAAAUGACUUAGAGGGCAGUUUCUUGUAGAGAGGGUAUGGCGUUUUGUCUCUAAGAUCAGAUCAAAAACAUCAUCAUCAGCAGCUUGAACAUCAGCUUGAGUACAAUCAUGAUGAGGCUAAAGUGCCCGAGUAUGGCGCCUGUGAAUCUUUGCCAGUUUUUCCCGGUGGUCAUCGGGCUCUUAUUUCACCUGUUCAUGACUCUGUUUGCGGCUACCUCAAACUUUGGACCGGAGAGGCUUGCAACCCAAGGUUCUAUUUGGCCAAAACCUAGAUUUGAAAAACGGUUCCAGUUUUACUUCGCAGUCGACACAAAUCAGCUUCAGUUCCAGAUCGUGGGUGAAACCUGCAGUAUUAUUGACAGAGCUCUUGAGCGGUAUGCAGUCCUUGCAAAGUCAACCGUCAUGUAUGGAAAAAUUGACUCUGCUCGUCGUGGAGUAAAGAGUGCCCCGGAGCUUAAUACAAAAAACUUGACAACGUUUAGAAUAAACUUGAAGAAACCAUGUGAGGAGUAUCCAACGGAGAAAAUGGAUGAAUCGUAUCAACUAACUGUGGCUCAUCAUUCAUUAAAUGACAUGCCUGAAGAUAAUCUAUCAGCCGAUUCAGUUUGGGGCAUACUCAGAGGACUUGAAUCAUUUUCUCAAAUGCUUGUACCACAUAAAGAAGGGCGUGUGUUCAUACUGCAAGGAGUUUUGAUAGAAGAUUCUCCUAGAUUUCCCUAUCGCGGUCUCCUCUUAGACACCUCCCGGCAUUUCUUCCCCGUGCCUGCGAUUCUCCGUGUGCUAGAUGGGAUGGCUUAUUCCAAGAUGAACAUAUUCCAUUGGCAUAUCGUCGACGACCAGUCGUUCCCGUACCGGAGCAUCCUCUUUCCUGAGCUGAGUGCCAAAGGAGCAUACCAACCCGAAUUAGCUGUGUACACACCCUGCGACGUAUUGGCUAUAAUUGACUACGCGCGUGAUCGUGGUAUACGCGUGAUUCCGGAAUUCGACGUGCCAGGCCAUGCUCGAUCUUGGGGUGAAGGCGUGGAUGGUCUGCUAACUAGAUGUUCCUCUACGAAUGAGUACGGACCCAUGGACCCCACCAAGACAGAAACCUAUGUCUUUCUCAGGGAUUUUUUCGCGGAAAUAGCAUCCGUCUUUAAAGACAAGUAUGUCCACCUAGGAGGUGAUGAACUAAAUACGAGAUGCUGGGAGGACAACAAGCUGAUAGCAGAUUUGAUGGCUAAGAGCAACGACAGUCAAGAUAUAACAAGCCUGAAAAGAUUGUUUUACCAGAGGGUGCUGGAUAUUAACAACAAGCUCGGCUUAAAAUCCAUGUUUUGGGAGGAAAUUUUGGAGACGGGCUUGCCCUUGAACAAAGAUACAGUGAUUCAAGUUUGGAAGGUUGAAAGCACUUACACCAUCCAACCGGUCGUGUCCCGGGGCUUCAAGGCGGUCUACUCCGGCUGCUGGUAUCUGAACAUGCUAGAAAGGAAGUGGCACGACUACUACAAGUGCGACAUCCUGGAGUUCAACGGGACGCCGCGGCAGAAAUCCCUUGUGGUAGGCGGGGAGGUCAGCGUCUGGGGCGAGUGGGUUGACGAGUCGAACCUCUCGCCGCACAUCUGGCCGCGAGCCUGCGCGGCGGCCGAGCGCCUCUGGACCUACACGCCGGACUCCGAGGCUGCCGCUGGGGCCCGGAUCGAGGAGCACGCCUGCCGGCUCAAGCGCCGCGGGGUCCCGGCCGCCCCGCCCAACGGCCCCGGAUACUGUCCCGUCAUCCCUCUCGCAGAAGACCCUGGUGCAUCCACUCGCGAGGUGGACGCCGAGACGCAGCCUCGAAAGUUGGACGCCGAGACGCAGCCUCGAAAGGUGGACGCCGAGACACAAACUCGAGAGGUAGACACCGAGACGCAAACUCGAGAGACCUCCAAGCCGCAGGCACCAACCAAGGCCCCCUCCGACGUCUCCAAGCCGGAGAGUGAGGGCUCCUUCGCGGAGUCACUUUUUGAGUUUUUCUCGUAUUUUAGGUUUCUCAGAGCUUCU